CGCAACGGGGAUGCUAAAUAACGAUUGCAAGAUCCAUGUGCAGGAAUCGGAAAAAUUGCUGGGACUUGAAAAAUCGCGGAACACGCAAAUGUACAUCGAAUUCAAUGAUAUCUGUUACUCGGUUCGUCGCAAUCGCAAAGAAACUGAGAAAACAGUCCUACGUAAUGUAACGGGGCAUUUCGAACCGGGAAAAGUCACGGUGAUAAUUGGUCCUUCCGGCGCGGGAAAGACCACCCUGCUGAAAAUCAUAUCAGGCAAACGACUGAACGGCGUUAAAGGUACCAUUAUUGUAAAUGGCGUUGAACAGAAUACAGGAAUGUUUCGUAAACAGGCGUGCUACGUACCGCAAAAAUUUCAUCUAUUGCCGUUCCUCACAACGAGAGAAACAUUCUAUAUAGCGGCACGUUUGAAACUCAACAUUAAUCAAAAUGAACGAGCAGUUCAUUUAAUUGUAAAUGAUAUCGCAAAAAAUCUCGGCUUGACAAAUUGUCUGGACACAUUGGCGAGUAAAUUAAGCGGUGGUGAACGAAGAAGACUCUCCAUCGGCGUGGAAAUGAUCGCCAAACCAUCCAUUUUCUUACUAGACGAACCAACAAGCGGACUCGACAGUGCGGCCAGUAAUCAACUCGUUAACAUGCUGCACAAUAUGGCGAGAGCAAACUGUACUGUGAUUUGUGCUAUACAUCAACCCAGCA
Wasmannia auropunctata (little fire ant) is the source of this 695-nucleotide messenger RNA. Its product is annotated as ATP-binding cassette sub-family G member 1-like. The annotation marks the transcript as partial. The record is from RefSeq and is a predicted model, not a curated record. Gene Ontology annotation, cellular component: plasma membrane. NCBI's taxonomy places the organism in Eukaryota, Metazoa, Arthropoda, Insecta, Hymenoptera, Formicidae. The transcript is spliced from 4 exons. Gene Ontology annotation, molecular function: ATP hydrolysis activity; ATP binding.